CUUGAUGAUAUGUAUUAACUCAGCAAUUUCAACAACAAUGUCGAUGAUUCUGCAAUGUUUGGACCUUUGGGUCAUUAGUUAGGCUUGUCUUUAAGCCUAUUGGGCUCAUGUCAGUUCUAUUUUUGGGCUUGACAUAGAGCCUUAUUUAAUUUGUCACCUGGUUGUCAGGUCCAACACUUAUGUAAUACACCCAAGGAAGCAUAACCAGAGACACAACAACUCUCAUCAAACAGCCCCGUGGCAUAUCACAACCCCAACAGCAUUCACUCGUCUCAGAAACAUUGCGUUACACGUGUCAAUGGAGGGGAGACUGGAGAGAAAAAGAAAAGAAAGGGUAUUGAUGGCGUUUAUACACCAGUGGGUGUUUUUACAUCUGAUUGCUUAAUUUGAAUGUAGGGUCUACUUGAGGACAUAUAUUUUCGUUACUCUUCACUGCUUACGCUUUGAAGCUCAUUCAUGGCUUCUCUGGGCUCUCUUCGCUCUCUGUAUGCCAUGCCUUGGCUUCCUUCUUUCUUUUCUUACAUUCCCACACUUCUAUAACUCCUUAACCGUUAUUCUAAUAUCUUUUCAACUUUGGGUUUUUGGUUUUCUUGUCUUGCAACCUUACUUUUUAUCAAGGGAGAAAGAAGACAUGAGUGCUGGGGUGUCUUUCAAGCACAGUUUUAGCAUGCUAAUGCUUCAGUUGUUUAUGUUUUUUGCCUGCUACCAUGAAUGUUUAUCCAGCCCACUGGAUCAUCUUAAAGGAUAUAUGUUAACAGAAAGAGGAGUAGAUGCCUUCUCACCUGAAGUUACCCCGAGUGCAGCUCCUCAGCCAUUUCUUGCUCUUCUUGCACCCUCUCCAUUGUCACCCUUCACAAAUAGUACUGUUCCUAAAUUAUCGGGUAUGUUUUACAUAGUUGGGCACAUUGGAAUGUCAAAGCAAUGGGGGUUUAAGUGUCUAAUUACAUUUUGCACUUGGCGUUUUGUAGGACUCUGUAUCUUAAAUUUCACUGCUGCUCAAAGCUUGAUAAGCAUGACCUCAAUCGAUUGUUGGGCUGCAUUUGCUCCAUUGUUGGCGAAUGUAAUUUGUUGUCCGCAGCUACAUGCAACUCUUGUGAUUCUUGUUGGUCAAUCAAGUAAAGAGACUGGUUUGCUUGCUUUAAAUAGAACACUUGCCAAGCCUUGCCUCUCAGAUAUUGAGCAAGUCUUGGCAGGCCAGGGUGCUGGUGAUAAUCUCAAGCAGAUUUGCUCGAUUCAUCCAUCAAACCUUACUGAAGCCUCUUGCCCAGUAAAAGAUGUUGAUGAAUUUGAGAACACUGUAGAUUCUUCUGAGCUUCUAGCUUCAUGUGAAAAGAUUGAUCCUAUGAAAGAAUGUUGCGACCAAGUUUGCCAAGGUGCCAUAUCGGAAGCUGCAACGAAACUAGCACUGAAAGCUUCUGAUCCUUUGAGCAUGGAUGGACCCCAUGUUUUACCUGAGCACUCAACAAGGGUAAAUGAUUGUAUAACGGUUGUCCUUCGGUGGCUGGCAAGUAAACUUGAUUCUUAUCAUGCAAAGGAAGUUCUCAGAGGACUAACCAAUUGCAAUGUUAACAAGGUUUGCCCCCUCGUUUUCUCCAACAUGAGGCAUGUUGCAAACAGCUGUGGAAAUGGAAUAAGUAACCGGACAGCUUGUUGUGAUGCUAUGGAUAGCUAUGUUUCUCACUUGCAAAAGCAGACCCUUGUCACCAACUUACAAGCUUUGGAUUGUGCUACCUCACUAGGGUUGAAGCUACAGAAAUACAAUAUCACCAAAGAUGUUUAUAGCCUAUGUCACAUAAGCCUCAAGGAUUUCUCCCUUCAAGUUACCGACAACAUGUAUGAAUCAGUUGCGAGUCAGAGAUCUGGAUGCCUCCUGCCAAGCUUGCCCUCUGAUGCGACAUUUGACAAGUUCUCUGGGAUCAGUUUCAUUUGCGAUCUAAAUGAUAAUAUUCCAGCUCCAUGGCCCUCUCUGUCACUUCUACCAUCUUCAUCAUGCAAUAAAACUGUCAGAAUUCCUGCACUACCUGCUGCAACAAAUGCUCAAAGUGGUCUUUACAUUGAAUAUGUUGCAGUUUAUCUUCUCAUUGCCUCUUCAAUGGUUAUAAUGAUGCUCUUACAGUUCUAGUUUGAGGCUGAUUCAAUCUUUCUCCGUGA
Molecule: messenger RNA, 2151 nt
Organism: Durio zibethinus
Lineage: Eukaryota; Viridiplantae; Streptophyta; Magnoliopsida; Malvales; Malvaceae
Source: RefSeq, a predicted model, not a curated record